Molecule: messenger RNA, 609 nt
Organism: Apodemus sylvaticus (European woodmouse)
Lineage: Eukaryota; Metazoa; Chordata; Mammalia; Rodentia; Muridae
Product: keratin-associated protein 27-1
Exons: 1
Coding region: 1-609 (202 amino acids)
Cellular component (GO): keratin filament
Molecular function (GO): structural molecule activity
Source: RefSeq, a predicted model, not a curated record
AUGGUUCAUAGCCACUGCCAGUCAUUCGGGAGCUUGGGUAAAGCUCCAUCACUGUCUUCCAUCACACACAACUCUAAUCCUAAAAGCUUUGAAGAUGGCAUUUUCUUGCCCAGCAGUUGUCACAGCAGAACCUGGCUCCUGGACAACUUUCAAGAAACCCACAGUGAAACUUCAGCCUGCCUACCCACCAAUUGUGGACAGCACCAGUGCAAAAUGGACCCUCGUGUGCAAAGUCCCUGGAAAUCCAGAGCUGACCAAACAAUUUGUUCUAAUUCCAAGACCUGUGAAAGAACAAUAGAAAUGUUUCCAGCUGUGCCAGAGUGUGCUUCUCAAAACUGCCAGUCAAGAAAUUGUAAGCAAGUGGGUUUUGUAGCCCAGAGCUACCAACCUGCAAGUUACAUGACCAAGUAUCGCCCACUAAAGUCUACAGCAUCUGAAAGUUGCCAAAUUCUGGAAUUUGAAUCCAGCCUAUGCUGCCCUCAGAUCCCUGAAUCCAGUUCCUGUCAUUCCUCAAGCACUGCUGUGUCUGGGCCACAUCUUGUGGAAUCUUCUAGCACUUAUGAACCAACAUGUUGUGUGACUGGUGGUUCACAAUUGCCUAGUAAGUGA